AAGUCUCUAUUUGCUCACAAACAAACCCAUUCCUAAAACCCCUCAUUAUGGAGGAACGCAGCGAAGCCAGACAACAUCUCUUGAACCACGAUGAAACCCAGGCCUUCCAAAGAGCCCCUUCACACCACCGCAAACCCCGCCGAAGAAUAAUCCUCAAGAACGGAAAAUGCAACAUCCACCGCCCGGCAUCCAAACGCCAACGAUUCGCGUUCUUGAGGUUCACCAAGCUCGUGGACGCCUCAUGGACUUUUACCAUCGUGGUGUUUUUGGCGACGUUGCUCCUGUCAUGGUUGCUUUUUGCGGUGAUUUGGUGGUUGAUUUGCUAUACCCAUGGCGAUUUUGAACCAGACCAUCUACCACUAGUGCAAAAGGCAAACAAAUUUACGCCUUGUGUGUACCACAUCCAUAAUUUCGGAUCGUGUCUUCUGUUUAGUAUUGAAACGCAGCAUACUGUGGGGUAUGGGAUUAAAGCCACUACUGACGAGUGUCCGGAAGCCAUUUUUGUCAACGCGUUGCAGUGUAUUAUAGGCUUUAUCAUGCAAGGUAUUAUGGCUGUUAUCAUUUUUUCCAAAAUGACACUUCCUAGAUUGCGUUCGCAAACUCUUCUAUUUUCCAAGAAUGCAGUGGUUUGUCCUAGAAACAACAAACUGUGUUGGAUGUUCAGGAUGGGCGAUAUGCGUAAGAACCACAUCAUAGAUGCUAGAAUUAGAGCUUUCUAUGUUCGGUCAGAACGUACCAUAGAAGGACAAGUUCUAGAUCACCACCAAGUUGAAAUACCAGUGACUGUAGAUGGUUGCAAAAGUGGGAUUUUCUUCAACUGGCCGUUGGUAGUGUUCCACAAAAUUGAUAAAAAGUCGCCUUUGUAUUACCUAGCACCUAAAGACUUAACCCAAGACCGUUUCGAAAUUGUGGUACUGUUAGAAGGUACCACUCAGAGCACUGGGCAGAUGACACAAGCCAGGACGAGUUAUAUGCCAACUGAGAUUUUUUGGGGGAAGAAGUUUCAAGGGCUGUUAAAUUUUAACUACGACAGAAGGGAGUUCGAAGCGGACUUUUCCAAGUUUGAUGAACUUCUGCCAAUUAGUACUCCGCUGUGUUCUGCUGCUUACAUAGAUGAGUAUAAUCAUAUGCAACCCAAGUCACUUUGUAGUUCUAGAUCUUCAAGUCUUCAUCUAGAUUUUACCCCGAGGCACAGCCUAGGCGAAAUCGCCGUGGGGAAACUGAAUCACAACGUUAUCAAUGUUGGUAGUUCCAGUGGCAAUGAGAGUGACAGUGAUCACGAGAGGAACAGGACGUGGCUAAAUCUCCAAUUAUGACAGUAUUUAAUGAAGAGCUUUAUCUUGAUUGUACUUCUAGAUUUAAUAAUAAAGUAUAUUUGUUUUCUAAUAA
This is a messenger RNA of Zophobas morio, 1389 nucleotides long. Its product is annotated as ATP-sensitive inward rectifier potassium channel 11-like. Gene Ontology annotation, molecular function: inward rectifier potassium channel activity. Lineage: Eukaryota; Metazoa; Arthropoda; Insecta; Coleoptera; Tenebrionidae. The record is from RefSeq and is a predicted model, not a curated record. Gene Ontology annotation, biological process: regulation of monoatomic ion transmembrane transport; potassium ion import across plasma membrane. The coding region runs from base 48 to 1316 and encodes 422 amino acids. Gene Ontology annotation, cellular component: plasma membrane. The transcript is spliced from 3 exons.